AUAUAUACAGUGGGUACGGAAAGUAUUCAGACCCCCUUAAAUUUUUCACUCUUUGUUAUAUUGCAGCCAUUUGCUAAUAAAUCUGCAAAAAUGUCAACAAUUCUGUGUUUUUCUGUCAAUAUGGGGUGCUGUGUGUACAUUAAUGAGGAAAAAAAAUGAACUUAAAUGAUUUCAGCAAAUGGCUGCAAUAUAACAAAGAGUGAAAAAUUUAAGGGGGUCUGAAUACUUUCCGUACCCACUGUAUAUAUUGACCGGGGGCAAAUGUAACGGGGGCAAUUGUAACAUUUCAAAUUACACCAAUCAGAAACGAGACAGAACCAUGAAACUCAUUUUGCAUGUGCUCUGUGGAGAUCCCUCUCUGCAUGCCAAAGCACAAACUUCUAAAUCAUUGGUUAAGUUUUUCUACAAAGACUCAUUUUUGAGGUAUAAAAGUUUUUUUUUUUUUUUUCAUCUACAGUAUUUUCCUCAUACUGUCUUAAACAUUAAUGUCUAUGAAUUUAAAUCUGUCUUGUUUUGAUGACCAUUCUGUUGUCUAACAUUUGAUAUCUUUGUCAAACAUUAGCUUUGUUGUUUCUAGCUAGCAGGGUAGCUUGUCACGGGGUGGUACAGUCGGGGGCAAUUGUAACACUGCAUUACAGUUGCCCCAGACACCAUCAAAAUAGUGUCCAGCUUAGUAAGGACAUCAAAAUAGAUUGAUAGAUUCCAAUAAUUUAAGAAAAGUGUUUUUGCCUCUCAAUCUGGGGAUCCAUAUUACUGAGUAGGCCCUGUACACUCUCUGUUCACAGCAUGUUUAGUUUCAGAACAAGGAAAACAGCAAGGGGAGUUAAUUAAUUGUUUUGGAUAAUAUGGAUGUAAUGGAUAUUAAAUAGUUUUAACUAUAUCUAUAUUCUCUGGAGUUUAUUGUGGUCAUUGGUAUUUAUAUGAAGGUAUUACAUGUGUUGUUACAAUCGCCCCGCAUGUGGGGGCAGACGUUACAUUUAACUUCUAAUGUUUCAAUCAAUAUUGUGACUCUAACAUUGCUUGUAAAAACAUUUGGUGACUGUUAACAAGUAGAACACAAGUUACUGACAUAAAAAUUGUAUCCAAAUAUUUCAAAAGGCUUUUGAGUAAUGACAACAUGACCAAAAUUUGUUACAAUUGCCCCCGGUCUCCCCUACAUGAUGCAUGUAGUCUUCUGUUCCAGAUGCAUACCACAUUAUUAUUGUUGUUGUUUAUUUUAUUUAUUUUUCCCCCCUAGUCUUAUCUGUGUUCUUUCUGUUCUAGUGUCACAUGCAUAUAUGUAUGUAUGUACCAAGAGCUCCUGAAAAAAACACAACAAAUUCCUUGUGUGUUUGCACACACUUGGCGAAUAAAGCUCAGUCUCAUUCUGAUACUCUGAUGAGAGUUGUAGUUGCAAAGUUACUUAGUAGAAUGUCUAAAGUGAACUAUCAAAAUAAAGUGUAACCAAAAAAUAACUAAAAUAAAACAAAAUUGAAGGGGGAAAAAAAGUAGAUGCAGUUCAUUUCUCUCUAAUUCAAAUAUUAUUUUGAAGUAUAAAUAUUAUUAAUUUCAGUGGUAACACUUUUCUCAGAAAAAAAGGUACAAAAGCUCUCACUGGGGCGGUACCCUUUCAAAUGGUACAGCUUUGUACCUAAAUAGUGCACAAAAGUACCUCAACAGUACAUAUUGGUACCAAAAGUGUACAUAUUAGUACCUAAAUGGUACACAUUAGAACCUUUUUAAGGGUACCGCACUUUUGUACUUUUUUUUUUUUCCUGAGAGUAAGGUUACAUUUUUUAACUAUGCAAUAACUUGCAUGAUGAGUGUAUAUUUAUAUAUAAAUAUAUUUUGCAGCAUUUAUUACCCUUUGUUAAAGGGUUAAUUCACCCAAAAAUGAAAAUAAUGUCAUGUUGUAAUGUCGGAGCGUUAUGAAUCUUUUGUGUCGAAUCAGCGGUUUGGAGCGCCAAAGUCAUGCGAUUUCAGCAGUUUAAUAAUAAUAAUAUUAAUAUUGAACCACUGUACUCACAUGAACUGAUUUAAAUAUGUUUUUAGUACAUUAAUGGAUCUUGAGAGAGGAAAUGUCAUUGCUCGUUAUGCAGGCCUCACUGAGCCAUCGAACUUCAACAAAAAUAUCUUAAUUUGUGUUCUUAACGAUUAACGAAGGUCUUAAGGGUGUGGAACGACAUGAGGGUGAGUAAUAAAUGACAUUAUUUUCAUUUUUGGGUGAACUAACCCUUUAACAAAAAUGUUUUGAUUUUAAAUAUGUUUUAGUAAAUGUUUAGAUUAACAUUUACCUAGAAGUAUUGUUAAUUGUUAGUUCAUGUUAACAAAUGUAGUUAACCAAUGUAACAAACAGUAACAAUGUUACAAAUGAAACCAAAUGUCAUUACAAAAUGUUAUGCUAAUUCAAUGGCAAAAUCACUAAUAUUUAAUAAAAAAUGUUUAUUUGGCAUUUGAACUCCCUUUGUCUUCUUCAUAUAGUAAAAGCAUUUUUGCUAUUGAAGUUAGAAUGAGGAUGACAUCAUGUGUUUGGCUCUGAAGUGACAUUAAUUAAAGAAUGCCAAAGAUUCACUUUUGUGUUUUGAAGGCCUACUCACUAGCUUUCCAAAAUGGCUUUUGCGUUUUUUUUCGGCUGGCUUUUGAUUCUGGGUUCGUGCCCCAGGGUAAGGUCCUGUCUGCAGUGUGACACGGUGGUUCGUUAUGUGCAUGAAGAUUUCCUGUCCUCAGUUAAAGGAAUCACUGUCCGUGAUCAAAUUGAACUGAAGCAAAUCAUUGAGCACGCUUAUGUCAACUAUCGGGAGACCAGCACAUCAUUUCGUGGUGUCAUAGAUCCUACAACACUCUAUCGUGCACGAACAGAAUAUCAGAGUGAAUUCAAGAGGCACUGGAAAGAAGACAGCACAGGUUCUGUUCAGUGGGAUAUGAUUACUAUAGUGGAGAAAGGAAAGAGAAUCCUUCAGAAACAUUUGGAGAUUUUCAUUGCCCAAGGUCUGUGUCCAAAUAAAUGUGGGCUGCUGUAUCAGAGAGUGAUGAACUGCACUUCCUGUCAGUAUGGUCUUUUUACAUGUCUUUCAGCCACUCCGCCACUAGACUGUGGAGAGCAUCAUCUUGAGGCAGAUGAAGGAGAGGAGGUGGUGCUGGACUGUUUCCUGCCUUGGCAUGCUCUUGUCAUUGGACAGACCGAGUACCAUUACUCCUGGCAUCCUGAACAAAAAAAUCUGUCACAUGAUGGGGAGAACGAACUGCUGGUGGUGACAGAGGAGUCUAAAAUUGUACUAAAUCAGCUGACAAUCAGUGAGGAAGGCACCUACCGCUGCCUCCUACAGGAUCAAAAGGGUACUGUGCUGUCACGCAUGUAUUUCAAACUGAAAGUGAAGCCACUGCCAUCUACAACCCCUAGACUGAUUGCGGUGUUGCCGUCACUGCCCCCGGGUUAUGAUGCCACACCUCGCCCUCAUAAGAGCAGUUUCAUCAUUAUACUGAUUUUACUGACUGUACUCAGCAUCACAGGCAGCCUUGUCAUCAUAGUGUACCUCAGAGUGACCAUGAAGCACCAGAAGGAGGAGAGAGACAGCAGGAGAGGAGGAGAGGGGGAGGAUGGAGAAAACAUUGAGCUGGUGACUGUGACAGAAUGAGGGAUGCAAUCCAAAGAGAUACAUGAAUAAAUGACUAUACAUACCCAAAAGACUGAUGAGUUUGGAGUGUCUCAAUAUGAACAUUCAAAGGAAAAUCCAAAACUUGCGAUAAUACUCAUCAAGUAUUUAGAAAGGCCUCAUCAUAUAUUGUUGCCUGUGACUAGGAGAUACAUAACUUAUUCAGGGCUUCUGAAAAGAGUUCUGAAAAGAAAUGUACCACAGUUUUCCCAAGAGUGUUAAAGGUGCAAUCUGUAAAUUUUCUGUCUGCUAGAGGUCACUAGAGGCCUAUUCAAAACAAAGGCGUAGCUUGAUGACGCCAAGUUUGAGCGCGGAAUCUUGGGACAUGUGGUCUUCACUUCACAGCCGGUGGAAAGCAAUUGGGAUAGGAUGCGGGAAGAAAUCAUGUUCAUGGAUGCGAUUAUUAAUGUUACUGUAGUAUGAAGCAGAGCAGGGCUGAGUGUUGUGGGAGCUGAACGAGGCCGCUGGAGCGAUUGCGCAACACACACCGCGAACAGCGGAACUUUUAUUAUGCCACAGUCGCCGGCGCUGCUUCCGCUUUUCUGGUCAUGAGUAUGAGGUAACAGCUCUGUUUAUCAUAUUAGAUACAUUUGAGUGUGCUGAAAAUGAUGUUAUAAUGUUACUCUGUGUGUUCGCUCGGUGGCUGCUGUGAGACACUUGUUACACACUGCAGUAAGCUAGAUUGAUUUUAGAAUAUCAUAUUAAAUGCUGGAUGGCUUGUGUUGAUAAAUGGCAUGCAAUUAAUUUUAAAACGUAUUGUAUGAUGGAGAAAAUGCUGUAUUACUGUUACUAAAAAUAAAGUUGCAUCUGAUUAUGCUAUGGUAGCUACUUGACAAAAUAGUGUUUUUCACUGAGGCAUGGUAAAGCAUGGUACUCGCAAAAAAUCAAGAAAAUAGAUUUAAACUAUAAACUAAAUGUGUUGAGCUAUAUGACAAUAAUUAGUUUUCUGUCUAUAAAUAUAUCAAAACAGUUGUUCACUUGUCUAUUAAAACAUGUAAAUAAUAAGGCGUCUUUGGUGUUUCCAUGGUUUCUACAAAAUAAAACCGGAAACUGAGGGUAACGCGGGUAUGACGCAAUUGACAGGCGACUUCUCACAUGUCCCAGAGUCUUGGUUAAAAUUGCAAUUUUCUCACAACUUACAAAUAGUUGCAAACAUUUGGGAUAUUGUAAGUACUCAAGUGAACAAAAUAUAUAACAUUGGCCUAGUGGUUUUUGGAUAUUUUACUGCAAAAUUCUUACAUAUUGCAACUUUA
Messenger RNA from Ctenopharyngodon idella (grass carp), 4885 nucleotides. Its product is annotated as izumo sperm-egg fusion protein 1. Gene Ontology annotation, cellular component: acrosomal membrane; plasma membrane. NCBI's taxonomy places the organism in Eukaryota, Metazoa, Chordata, Actinopteri, Cypriniformes, Xenocyprididae. The record is from RefSeq and is a predicted model, not a curated record. Gene Ontology annotation, biological process: fusion of sperm to egg plasma membrane involved in single fertilization; heterotypic cell-cell adhesion; sperm-egg recognition. The transcript is spliced from 9 exons. Gene Ontology annotation, molecular function: signaling receptor binding; protein binding involved in heterotypic cell-cell adhesion. The coding region runs from base 2589 to 3614 and encodes 341 amino acids.